AUCUCAUCGCCAUUCGGCACUGACCAUCAAUUUACCUCCCUCCAGAAGCAUCGUCGUUUUAUUUUACCUGCACAUAUUCAUCACAAACCGUUUAAAACCCCCAACAUAAGGCCAAAAAAAGCUAUCAAAUCACAAUUCUUGAAUCCUCAUCGUUUCUGUCGUCUCCCAAUUGGAAAUUCCACUCCUCAAUGGCUCUUUGGCUGUUGAAUUUUGCAGGUUAUGUCUGUUUUUUAGCCCUAAUAGUUCAAUUUCGGGGUUCAGAGGCUUUGAUCUCGGCGCCUGACAUCAAUCAACAACAUCCUAAAGCCAUAGCGGAUUUGAAGGAAGCUAUUGUCAAAGGAUUAGGGCUUCAAUCGGAUGAUUUUAAGAUAUCUGGCUUUGAUGCACGAGACGCCUUAGUCGGCCGAUCCUUAGCUUAUGAGUUUGAUAUCGAAAUCGAUGAUAAGAUUCUUCCAUUUAAACUUAUGGAGGAUGUCAAUAGAUGGGAAUACGUGGAUUUACCUAUUUUCCAAAUGCAAGAUCAGAUCAUAAACGCCGGUGAUGAGAAUGGUCUGGUCGAGAAGAAAGUCCUCGGAGAAAGGCUACCUGUUUUGGCUCCAUUUCAGCUCGCAGGCCCAAUGGAGCUCUGGAUCCAAGACGCCAAGGACAUGAGGCUUUCCUUGCCUCAUGACGUUGACGCUGGUGAACUAAGGAAAAUAAUCUUAGCAGAUGGUGCGGUUGUAACAGUGAAGGGUGCCCGAUCGGUCAGCCUACGCCACCCAAUCGAGCUUCCACUUCCAUUAAACACCACCCAAAACGGCUUCGCUUCAGGUCUCCUAACCUUAGCAGAACGCCUCCGACACGCUUCCCAAACACAAACUCAACUUCUCUCUCUUCGAAUCGUGGGCCCCACAUCUCUCACAUCACCAACUCCAUCCUCACCAUCUUCAAAGCUCAAACUCAAGCUCAAGCGCCUCGCACCUGGUUUAGUCGAACUCUCUUCGGUUUCAAAAACCGCAAUCUCAACUGUUGAUCAUCUUCAAGAAGACGCCCCAACCCUCCUGACACCGGACCAUUUCACCACAUUAUGGCCGGUGACAUCCAUCAACGGCUCACACUCGAACCUAGUUGGGUUAGAAAGACUGCUGACGUCGGUUUUGGGUUCGAAAGCCAGUAAAGAGGGUUCGUUUAAGCUUUUGAAAGCAGAUGUAUCUGCUCGUACUUUUGUGAAGAUAGGGUUCAGAGUGGAGAAGAAGCUGAGCGGAAACCUCUCAGAAUGGGAGAGUCAGCGUGUAGGUCAGCUGCCUGAAUGGAGGACGAAGCCGGAAACAAUGAAGAUGCAUUUUGAGGUGGUGGCGAAGGUUGAUGGAGGUAAGUUUGUGCCGGAGAGAGUUGUGCAGAUUCAGCCUGUUGCUGUGCAGCAUACUGUAGCACGAAGUGUAUUUGUUGGGAACACAUCUAUGUCUAAGCAGCCUGUUGUUUAUACUCCUUUUAGUCCAUUUGCGUUAUAAACGUCACAAAAGUUUCUAUAUGCGACUCAUAUUGAAAAUGAAUCCUUUUAUUUAUCAUUUUCAGAGUAUAUGCAAAGAUCAUAUGUUUUAUGGAGUUGUGAUCCAAUCUUUAGAAAUUUUCAACUUAAUAAGAAAACAUGUUGGUGAUUUAUUUGAAUUAAAACUAGUGUGUCGUCUAUUUUUAUGUAACCCAAGUUGAUUCCGAACAAUAAAACAAACGUGGGGUCAGGGGGCCAUGCUUGUUGUGGGGUCAAACGGUAGCAACGUGAGUUCUUUACAAAUCAUCUACAAAAUAUCAAGUACUAACUGCAGUUGGAAACCUUGAUCGGAGUGCAAGAAUAACAGAUAAGCAAGUUUUGCGUAUGGAGAGAGGAAGUUUCCAUGCUGCCUAACAACUCCAUGAUAUGUUCUUAUUGACAACAAGUGAUGCGUGAUGAUGAUGAUAGUUCAAGAAACAUACUUUAAUUGUAAAAAACAUAUCCUAUUUUGGGAUGUAUGAGACACAACUUUUGACACUCUUUUAAGAUCUUGGAUAUUCCAUUUACUCUCCAACAACAUGAAUUUCUGUUUUGUGCCUAAAAUGAAACUGUCAUGGAGGAUUAUUGCAUAUUGAUUUUGUAAACCUAGACAUAUGGAAAGUGAACUUACACAUCAUCAUUGUAUCCAAUCAUUAAUAGAUU
Messenger RNA from Lactuca saligna, 2170 nucleotides. The record is from the annotation of a GenBank genome assembly. Lineage: Eukaryota; Viridiplantae; Streptophyta; Magnoliopsida; Asterales; Asteraceae.